CCGGGACGGCCCCUGGUCCAGGGUCGCCCGCUCCACGCGCGCGCCGGCUGGGUUGUCUACCUCCGGGCGCCGUGUGGGGACCGCUGCGCGCCGCCCUCCUCGCCUCCUGCGGCCCCGCCUGCCUCGCCUCGCACCCCAGCACCACCGGUGAAAUAACUUUUUGCUGAGCUCAAGAUCACCCCGGCCCGAGCAGGCCAGUCGACAGCUCCGGAAGCUCCAGUCGGCGGCGGCGGGACCCGCGGUCCCAGGCUGUACCGUACCGCGCCCUGCGGGCAGCCACUGCCAGAGCGCACGCCUGCUCUGCUCUCGCGACACGACGGCAUGGGCAGCGGGGCGGGGGCGCCGCUGCUGCUGACGGUGGAGCGGCGGCGACCAGCGGUGGCGUAGCCGAGGCGGCGGCGGCAGGGCCGUGGAGCCGUUGGAGCCGUUGGAGCUGCCGGCCGCGGUAGCAGAGCGCCGCGGGAGCGCGGUGUGGUCUUCCCCCCUGCGGACCGGAGCGAGUCGACUCGACGGCGAGGCGCGGUCGAGAAGGCGCCGCCCUUUGGGCCGCCGGGCGCGAUAACUGAACACGACACGCUGACAACAAUCGGGUGACUGCCUGGCAACCGGCAAACACCCAGCAGUGCUCGGCUCAACACAACCACCAGGAUGGCGAGGGCCUCGGGCUCCCCGGCCUCCCCGACGACCUCGGCAAGAGGACGCCGUCGGCGCCGCCCGCUCUCCAAAGGUUUAGUUGUGAGUCUUGGCACUGGAAGAAUUCACAGAUCGAUUUGAGUCGUGGAGUCUGCGGUGCCAAAGCCCACGACUACCUUUCUACACGAGAGACUGCAGCUGCUCGACCACGCGCCUUUGGCGACCUCCCUGGCGCCAGCGAGGGACCGGCACCGGGGCGAAGGCCGAGUCGGUGUGAUGGUGUAAGUCGUGUCAGUGGAAAUGCAGCCUCGACGUAGUCAUAGCUACAAUCAACUUCACACUCGAUCUCGUCCUCAUGCUACCCCAGUGAGGGAACUGAUACGGGAGACAUGGCUGCUGACAUCAAUAGGGAUGGUGUUGUACUUUGGAGGAAUUUAUUUGACAGUAUGGAAUGAGGGACGAGCAGUUACGACAAGCAAAGCACUUGAUACAUCAUUAGCUUCAGUUGUAGUUUUAAGUCCAAACUCACAACCUUUUCCAGAGAACAGUGGUCGUUUAGUUCAUUUAGUGGGAGAGAUAUCGGUUGGUGAACCUCUGACUGAAAUGGAUUAUGGCGUUGCAGUUCAAGCAGUGAAGCUGAAGCGUCGAGUUCAGAUGUUUCAAUGGGUUGAGGAAGAAUCACUUGUUGAUUUACCUGAGGGUGAUGCUAUGCGCACUGAUAUUAAUUAUUACUACACCACAGAGUGGAGGGACAAACUGAUAGAUAGUUCUCACUUUGCUCGCCCCAUGAAUCAUCAAAAUCCAAGAGAAUUUCCGCUCAAGAGUACUGUGUAUGUGAAUGACGUCGUGACAGUAGGGGGCUUCAACCUAGGUCCAGAACUAAAAGCCAAGUUCAAUGACUUUGUUCCAAUUACUAGUGAUGAAAGACCAGAACAACGUGAUAUAAAAUUACAUGCUGGUCUUUAUUACCACUGCCGUGAUGUCUGGGAACCAGAAGUUGGGGAUAUCCGUGUCCAAUUUUCAUAUGCAGGACAUGCUGGUUUUCCAGUGACUGUUGUUGGAAUGCAAGUGGGUAAUGAAAUACGAGCUUACCCAAUGGCCCCAGGAGUGGAUAUAAACAUUGUUCGUCAAGGCCUCUUAACUGCUGAGGAAAUAUUUUGGCUGGAGCAUGUUAAUAACCGUUGGCUAACAUGGGCACUCAGAGGGGCUGGUUGGUUUAUUUGUUUUCUUGGUUGUACGUGUCUCUACGGACUUUUAAAUGCUCUUGUACAACGCAAUUCACUUGCUCGUGAUCUUCUUGCUGGGGGAUCUGGUUCUAUUAGCAUGACUAUGUCCAGUACAAGCUGCUUAGCUGCUGUUGCAGUUUCUUGGCUUUGGUACAGACCUUACCUAGCUGGAGGUCUUCUCUUGUCUGCUGCUCUUCCAUUUUUGUGGGGAGGGAUACGCCAUGGUCAUGCUACUACAGACCGCACCAACCAUCAAGCACGACCUGACGCUUACCGGCGGCUGCCUGACUGAGCAAGGUCACACACGCUUGGGAACAUACACUUUCAACAGCAUGAUCACACUGAGAUGAUUUAUCAGACAUAUCAGCCAAAGCUAACAAAGACUAAACUAAAAAGAGUUGAGCAGUAUGUCAACUCACAGGAUCCUUGCCAGAUGCCAGAUUUUGUAGAUGUGUCUGGUUUAGGUGAAGGCUCAUGUGAGAUGUGUGAAACAGAAUGUUAAAAAAUUACAUUUUUAGGCUGGGUCCUGGUAAUAUCUUGUUUCUACUUAAAAAAUAGUUUAUUGAUUGUUGAGCUUUAAAGUUUAUUAUUGACAGACAUCUAUAGUCUCUUGACAUUUGUUGCUUGAUUUUAGGGGCAAAACCAGGCAAAACAAUCAGAUGUUGAAUUAUAAAAGAUUUUUACCUGAUCUAUGGAAAUACCUGCCACACUAUUUUGAAAAUGAACAUUUUUUAACUCAACCAAAUUGUAUUAGAAAGAAAAUGCAUAUGUUAAUUUUUUCAAAAUGAAAAAAAAAAAAAGUUUCCAUUUAUUAUGAUGCAAUGAUCUAAAUGUUUGCUUUUGCUAGGUAUUUUUCAUAAAACCCUCUCAUUGGAAACUCAUUUCGUUCGUAUCUCUCUUCAGAACCAAAGUGUUAUUUUUCUAGAGACGAGUGUUGAUAUUUACCACAUCUUCCCCACAUCAAAAUGUGGGUACUUUUUUUUUCUGUCUUAACUAGUCUAUGAUUGUGAUACAACUUCAUCUGGUUUCAGAACUUAGGGUAAUCUCAGUGGUACAAGAAAGUGUGGUGCAUCGUAGCGUGUGUUAAAGUCUAUUCUAAUGCCAGUAUUUUGGCAGAAAAUGGUGUUUGUGAGUUACUGCUCAUUUCUAAGGAGUAUAGGUCAGUUUUGUAUUUAAGUUGAGGUGAGUUGUGUCUCACAUUAUCCUGUGCUUCAUGUGUUCAAUUCUGUGAUUUACUUCAUGAUACAUGCUAGCUCAGUCACUUUGAUUUAAGUUCCUAAAAAAUACUAAACUGCUGUCUACUUAGACUAAACUAAGAAUCUGAUUAUUGAUAAUAUCUUUGAAAACUUAGGGUUGAUUGUACCUUACCAAAAUCACUGAAAUCAGCACCAUUCAUUACCAUUUAGUAUGUACUCAAUUGCACUGCACCUCCUUGUUAUACUGUGGUUGUUAAUAUGGUAGUGUUUUUACUGUAUUAGUAUUAAUAAGAUAAGUGUGAGCAUACUUAAUGUAAAUUUAGAAUAAUUUAUUAUUGUAACAGCUUUUUUCAAUUUAAUUUUGUAUGAGAGAGGAGGUAUGAGUAUGAGAGAGAAAGUGGGGACAGCCAUAUUCUUGUGCUCGUCUGUUUCAUAUUGUAGUAAACUAAGUUUAUAACUCAUUUAUAGAGAAUAGAAUUUUUUAAAUUCCCAACCUGCGCUUUGAUGUGUAAUUACAAUUUUAUUCAUUUGUUGAUUUACUAAACAUUAUUGACUUUCAAUGUUACAAGCAAAACUUGGAUUCAAACACUUUUUUAUUUCACAUUGUUCUAGAAGUGGUAACUUUUUGUAAUUAAAUAUAACUUGUUAUUAAAAUAUAUAACUCUUAUUUAA
Messenger RNA from Frankliniella occidentalis (western flower thrips), 3727 nucleotides. It is a transcript of the gene Tmem43, whose product is annotated as transmembrane protein 43 homolog. The transcript is spliced from 12 exons. Gene Ontology annotation, biological process: nuclear membrane organization. The coding region runs from base 934 to 2151 and encodes 405 amino acids. Gene Ontology annotation, cellular component: nuclear inner membrane. The record is from RefSeq and is a predicted model, not a curated record. NCBI's taxonomy places the organism in Eukaryota, Metazoa, Arthropoda, Insecta, Thysanoptera, Thripidae.